Messenger RNA from Planococcus citri (citrus mealybug), 1607 nucleotides. It is a transcript of the gene Hmgcl, whose product is annotated as hydroxymethylglutaryl-CoA lyase. Bases 271 to 1266 code for a protein of 331 amino acids. Gene Ontology annotation, biological process: ketone body biosynthetic process; L-leucine catabolic process. Lineage: Eukaryota; Metazoa; Arthropoda; Insecta; Hemiptera; Pseudococcidae. The record is from RefSeq and is a predicted model, not a curated record. The transcript is spliced from 6 exons. Gene Ontology annotation, molecular function: hydroxymethylglutaryl-CoA lyase activity.
AAAAUAAAAUGGAAUUUUGUCAAAAAUCAAUGUCGAAAUCUUGUUUCAGUCUUGAAAAUUGGAAUAAUUAAUCGUAUUUAAAUUAAAAAUGCUUCCAUUUCGCGUUAUUCGAACGAGUAUCCUUUACACGAGUAAAUCGAAGGGUAUCUGUGGUCAGUUUGUUCAUAGAUUUAUCGUAAGUGAACGACUUUUUUCUAUCUAACAAGGGGCUCGGAAUCAAUGGCUACGCUAUCUUCGUACUUAUAAUAUUACAAUAUAAUAUUGGGAUCUAUGCCUUAUGAAACUAAUAAGACUCAAGAUAUCACCAGUUUGAGGUAUCCGGAUAAAGUACGAAUUGUAGAAGUCGGUCCUCGAGAUGGGUUACAAAACGAACCGUCCAUUGUGCCGACCCAAGUCAAGAUCGAUUUCAUCAACAUGCUUUCCAAGACCGGUCUGCAAACCAUCGAAGUAACCAGUUUCGUAUCGCCUAAAUGGGUUCCUCAGAUGGCUGACCAUAAUGAAGUACUUAGUGGCAUCGAUGAUUAUCAAAAUCUUUCCUAUCCAGUUCUAGUACCGAAUCUUAAAGGAUUAAAUGCGGCUAUCUCAGCCGGCGCCAAAGAAGUCGCGGUAUUUGCCUCGGCAUCGGAAUCAUUCAGUAAACGUAAUAUAAACUGUACGAUAAACGAGAGCUUAUCAAGGUACCGAGAAGUAGUAGAUUGUGCUUUGGAUAACAAUCUGAAAGUCAGAGGUUACGUGUCAUGUAUUUGCGGUUGCCCUUACGAAGGGCCUGUGCCAGCUCAACAAGUAGCCAAGGUCGCUAGCGAACUAUACGAGAUGGGCUGCUACGAAGUAUCCUUAGGAGAUACCAUAGGUGUAGGUACACCUGGUACGAUGAGAUCAGUAUUAAGCGAAGUCAUACGUAAAGUUCCAGUUCAAAAUUUGGCCGUACAUUGUCACGAUACCUACGGACAAGCAUUGGCUAAUAUUUUAACCGCCUUAGAGUUCGGUAUAUCUGUCGUCGAUUCAUCAGUAGCCGGACUAGGAGGAUGCCCUUAUGCUCGAGGAGCCAGCGGCAACGUAGCCACCGAAGACCUCGUAUACAUGUUGGAAGGUAUGGGUAUCGAAACAGGAGUCGAUCUCAAUGCUCUUAUUCACGCUGCCAAAUUCAUCUGCGAGGCUUUGAAUCGUAAAACCGAAUCGAAAGUUGGUCGAGCCCUAGGAUCAGACACUUCGCAUAAAAUAAUCGAUCUCUACAUGAACAACAGAAAACCGCAAAAAAUUAAAUAAAUUAUUUCACAAACUCGCACACUUUUCAAAAUUUAUUUUCGUUUUUGUUUUCUUUAUCGGAAGAUUUUUUCGUAUUCCGAGUUUUGUAUAGUGAUGUGACUUGAGAGGCUAUUGCCUUUUGUAAUUUUAUUGAUUUUUAUUUUGUUGUCUAAUUUUUUCCAGUCACUGUAGAUCAUUUUAUUUUUCAAUGUAUCUUGCAUAAGCUAUUCGCAAAUUUUUUCUCAUGUUUGUAUGUGUAAAUACGUUUACGUAUCCUUUUUUUUUUUUUUCGUUUCAUUUUGUAUGUAUUAUUUUGUUUUCAAGUUCCUUAUUGCGCUAUAAUUAUAAAUUUAAGUACAGUA